Molecule: messenger RNA, 1758 nt
Organism: Plenodomus lingam JN3
Lineage: Eukaryota; Fungi; Ascomycota; Dothideomycetes; Pleosporales; Leptosphaeriaceae
Biological process (GO): methionyl-tRNA aminoacylation
Molecular function (GO): ATP binding; methionine-tRNA ligase activity
Source: RefSeq, a predicted model, not a curated record
AUGCACGCCCGAAUAGCCAAUCGCACGGCUUCCACCUUGCGAAGGGCAUUUCCAAGGCCAAAUAUCGCAUCGCCGUGGAUAUGCACCUCGUGUGAACUCCGUAGCCAAUUCAAUCGACGAUAUCUCGCGACUCAACCGCCCGCCAAAAAACCAUACUAUAUCACCACGCCCAUCUUCUACGUAAAUGCUGCUCCUCACGUCGGCCACUUGUAUACUAUGGUUCUGGCGGAUAUACAUAAGAGGUGGCAUGUCCUGAAAGGAGAAAAGGCCUUGCUUUGUACGGGGACGGAUGAGCAUGGGUUGAAGAUUCAGAGAGCGGCGGCGAAGGCGGGGGUAGACCCCAAGACAUUUUGCGACAGGGGCGCAGAGAUAUUCAAAGACCUCGCGAAGAAAGCUGAAAUUGCAAACGACCACUUCGUACGCACGACAGACAGGGAGCAUAAGGACGCAGUGCAAUACGCAUGGUUCUUGCUGCAAGAGAAGGGCCUUAUAUAUGAGCAGAAGCAUGAGGGGUGGUACUCUGUCUCAGACGAGUGUUUCUAUCCCCAGUCUGGUGUACAGCCAUGGCUUGACCCCGUCACAGGGCGUAAGAUUAUAACGUCCAUCGAAACAGGCAGCGAAGUCGAAUGGUCCUCUGAAGAAAACUACCACUUCCGCCUCUCCCUCUUCCGCGACAAGUUGCUCCAAUUCUUCAAAGAAAACCCCGAAUGGAUCACCCCAGAGCACCGCAUGAAAGAAGUCAUAGCCGCCGUCGAAUCCGGACUCGAAGACCUCUCGAUAUCUCGACCCUACGACCGCCUCAACUGGGGCAUCCGCGUCCCAGGCGACGACACGCAAACCAUUUACGUCUGGCUCGACGCGCUCCUCAACUACGCCACCAAAGCAGGCUAUCCCUGGGCCCCAGGCUACGAACACGCCGGCGGCUGGCCUGCAGACUGCCACGUGAUUGGCAAAGACAUUGUCCGCUUCCACUGCAUCUACUGGCCCGCCUUCCUCAUGGCCCUCAACCUCCCACUGCCCCGGAAAAUCAUGACGCACGCCCACUGGACGCUCUUUGGCAAGAAAAUGUCAAAAUCCACCGGCACCGUCGUCGACCCCUUUCACGCCCUCGACCGCUUCGGCCCAGACGUCAUGCGCUUCUACCUCGCGACCGACGGCGGUACCGUCGAUGAUGGCAACUACGACAACUCCCGCAUCAUCAAACUAUACACUACCUUUCUCAGCCAGCAACUGGGCAACAUGGCCUCGCGCGUCAUGCGCGGCAAGAAGUGGAGCGUCCGCGGCGCCGUGCAACGCGUAGGUGGCCGAUCGCCAGACGAAUGGGCCGAGGGGCCCGGCUCGAAAUUCUACAAGAAUAGCCUGUGCAAUGUGGCUGCGCAGAUGGACGAUGCGUUUGAAACGUAUGAUCCGCGCAGGGCCACGCUUUUGAUUUCUGAAUUUGUUCGCGGGUCAAACAAAUUCUUCCAAAUGUCCUCACCCUGGGACAAAUGCCUCAGCUACGCCCCCGACGAACCGGGCGAAGAAGUCGACAAGAUCAUCUUCCUCGCCGCCGAGUCUCUGCGCAUAGCGGGUAUUCUGCUGCAGCCCUACAUGCCGAACAAGGCGGCCGAGUUGCUGGACCAGCUGGGUGUGGCGCGCGAGAGGCGCGGGUUUGUGGAUGCGGUACCUGGUGCGGAUACGGGGUAUGGGGUGCCGAUGAGGGAGUUGGGGAGUGGGCAUGAGGGGGUUUUGUUUCCGGUUUUGGCGAGUGAUAUGUAG